This is a messenger RNA of Athene cunicularia (burrowing owl), 533 nucleotides long. RefSeq names its product interleukin 17A (gene IL17A). The record is from RefSeq and is a predicted model, not a curated record. Lineage: Eukaryota; Metazoa; Chordata; Aves; Strigiformes; Strigidae. Gene Ontology annotation, biological process: inflammatory response. The transcript is spliced from 3 exons. The coding region runs from base 1 to 510 and encodes 169 amino acids. Gene Ontology annotation, molecular function: cytokine activity. Gene Ontology annotation, cellular component: extracellular region.
AUGUCUCCAAUCCUUUGUGCUUCUCUGUUCAGAUCCCUGCUCUUAAUGCUGUUGGCCGUGCUGUCAGCCAGCAGUUCUGCCUCCGGGAAGGUGAUACAGCCCGGACUCAAGCCGGGGAGCCUCUUCAAGCAAGCAUAUGCUGGAUGUCUGACCCAAAAAGACUCAACAUUCCCUCAGACUGUGAGAGUAAACAUAAGCAUCAGCAACUCAAACCAGAAUGCCAUUGUGAGUCCUGAUGUCAGCAGACGCUCUCUGGCUCCGUGGGAUUACAGGAUCGAUGAGGACCACAACCGUUUCCCCGAGAUGAUUGCCGAUGCCAAGUGCCGCCACUCCAGGUGUGUGAAUUUGGACGGGAAGCUGGACCACAGCCUCAACUCCGUCCCCAUCAAACAGGAGAUCCUCGUCCUCCGGAGGGAGAGGAAAGGUUGCCACCAAUCCUACCGGCUGGAGAAGAAAGAAAUCACUGUGGGCUGCACAUGUGUCACCCCCUUGAUCCGACACCAGGCUUAAGGGAAGCCAGUAGUGUAAGAGCA